Ctenocephalides felis (cat flea) is the source of this 3691-nucleotide messenger RNA. RefSeq lists its product as uncharacterized. Gene Ontology annotation, biological process: fatty acid elongation, monounsaturated fatty acid; very long-chain fatty acid biosynthetic process; sphingolipid biosynthetic process. Bases 335 to 3691 code for a protein of 1118 amino acids. Lineage: Eukaryota; Metazoa; Arthropoda; Insecta; Siphonaptera; Pulicidae. The transcript has 12 exons. Gene Ontology annotation, cellular component: endoplasmic reticulum membrane. Gene Ontology annotation, molecular function: fatty acid elongase activity; ATP hydrolysis activity; ATP binding. The record is from RefSeq and is a predicted model, not a curated record.
GUCUGCCUGGAAAACCAUUAGCGUAUCCUCUGCCUGUUAAAUCUCUUAGAACUGAUUCUUGCGAAUAAGGUUUAUAUUCAUAACUUUGGGUGCCAUUUCCGCCAUUGAAACCAAUCUGACAACAAGUUUCCCAACUCGGCUUUUUAACGUGAACGAGGUGCGUUUUGGGAAAUGGAUGCUGCGUUAGCAAGCGAAUAAUCUUGGAAAAUUUAUUUGCAUUUACCAUAUCUGACUUACAGCUACUUUGGACUGAUUGACCAGCAAGAAAAGCGUGGACGACACGUGCCUCAACUGAAUCUAUUCUGCAUGGAAACAAGUAAGAUAAACUAUAAAAAUGUUGGUGGGAAGGAUUUGUGAUUGGUAUGUGGACCUUAUGGAAAACCAAAGUGAUCCGAGAGUAGCUAAUUGGCCGAUGAUGUCGUCCCCAUUACCUACUAUAAUGUUAUGUUUAGGAUAUGCUUGGGUCAGUAAAUCUAUAGGACCAAGUCUCAUGAAGAAUCGACCAGCCUUCGACUUGAGGCGUGUUCUGGUCAUAUAUAAUUUAUUCCAAACACUCUUUAGCGCGUGGAUAUUUUAUGAGUACUUACAAAGUGGAUGGUGGGGACUUUACAGUUUUCGCUGUCAGCCUGUAGAUUAUUCAACCAGUGAAAUUGCUUUAAGGAUGGCUAAUACCUGCUGGUGGUACUACUUUUCGAAAUUCACAGAAUUCUUUGACACCAUAUUCUUCAUACUGCGGAAGAAAAAUGAACAUGUAUCGACGUUACAUGUGAUUCAUCAUGGAUGUAUGCCUUUUUCAGUUUGGAUGGGUCUUAAAUUUGCUCCAGGUGGCCAUAGUACAUUCUUUGCUUUAUUAAAUACAUUUGUCCAUAUAAUAAUGUAUUCAUAUUAUAUGGUUGCUGCUUUGGGACCUAAAUAUGCCAAAUAUAUAUGGUGGAAAAAGUAUUUAACAACACUACAAAUGGUUCAAUUUGUAGUAAUUAUGACACAUCAGUUCCAAUUAUUGUGGACGGAAUGUGAUUAUCCACGAGUGUUUAUGGUCUGGAUUGCCUUGCAUGGAGUCAUGUUUUUGUUUUUGUUUUCAGAUUUUUAUAAAGUAAAAUACCGUGCAAAACGGCUUAAAAAACUUAUUUCUAAUCACAAUAAAAAAACUGAUAAAUUAGUUGAGGAUUCACAUUCUGAAGUACAGGCUGCUGAAAAACAUGUGAAAUCAAAAAGGAGUUCACGAAAAAUUGAUUGUUCAAAUUCAAAAAAUAGCGAAGUACUAAAAAUAUUAAAGGAUGAUAAAGAACAAACUACACCAAUUAUAAGUAAUAAGUUAAAAUUGAAAAAUCGUGAUUCUAAGUCACCAAUAUCUAACACUGACUAUGAGUUUUUAUCAAAACUAAGUCCUUCGCUGAAGAAAAGUGAAAACUUAUUAUGUUAUUUUGAUAAAGUUUCUCCAGAAGUCAAUAAAUCUACAGUUUCUUCCACUCCAGCAUCAAGAAAAGCACACUUGAAAUCACCCAAAUGGAAGAUACGUAUAGCUACUCCAAUGUGCAAUGAUGAAUACAAGAAUGCUAGUAUUCCAUCAGAUGAUGAUGAUGUUCAAAUCCUGGAUUGGGGUAAUUUACACAAAAACAACAAAACUACUGUUCCAAAAACUAAUCUGCCCUCUUUAAAUUGUAAAUCAAACAAGCUUCAAAAUAAUCUUGAAACACACAGUUCGAGUGGUAGUUCAAAUAAACAGAAACUUAAUAUAUGUUCUGAAGAAAUUGUAAUUUUUCCAUCUGUAAGUCAUGUUUAUCAAAAAUGUUUAAAUUCUAAGGCUUGGAAAUUACCAAUAAAUACUACUAUGGGUUCAUUUCAUAACCGAAAUGAUGGGGAAAAUAUUGCUAAUGAUUUGCUGCUACACAAUUUGCCUCUAGGCUCAUUUACAUCCUGUAAAAGAUGUUACAUUAGAAAUGACACAAAGACAAAUAAUUUAUCUCAAAAUAUGUUCAAUGACAAUCUCUUGGCAGUACUGGAAAAGAAAUAUCCCGAUUUCCCUGUAUAUAAAACAUACCAAUCAAUAAAAAAUAAAUAUUUAAAAAUUCAAGAUGAAAAUCAUAAUAUUAAUGAUAAAGCAGUUAUAACAAAAACAAGAAGAAAAAAAUCAAAAGCUACGAAAAGUCCCUUGCAAACCAAAAAUAUAUUAGUAAAAGAUAUGGAAAUUAAAAAUACACUUUGGACUGACACAUUUUUUCCAGAUAAUUCUGAAGAAUUUUUCAAUAUUGAUGAAAAUGGUGUAAAUUUAAAAAAAUGGUUAAUUCAGUGGAAAAAUUUAAAUAAUAUGAAGCUCAAAAAACACUAUGAUUCUGAUGGAACUUCCAAUUCCGAUAGCGAGUUUCAAAAUUCUGAUACAGAGUCUAUUAAUUCAAAUUUAAAAUCAUUGGGAAAUACAUGUAUAUUACUUGGGCCCUGUGGUAGUGGUAAGACUUCAACAUUAUAUAUGUUGGCACAUGAGUUGGGCUACAAUGUUAUUGAGCUCAAUGCCAGCUCUAAAAGAACAGGAAAAAUUGCAUUUACCAAACUGCAAGAAGCAACUCAGUCUCAUGGAGUUCGCAGUAAUGAUAAUAAACUGAUAUAUUUUACAGAUAAAUCUAAAGAUGUUAAAAAGAAGUUGAAAAAUAAUUCUGUUAACAAUUUACCUACAGUAAAUUCUGUUGAAGAAAACAUAUUGCUUCAAAUGGUACAGACAUCAAAGAGACCUAUUGUGUUCACAUGUUGUGAUGAAAACAAUCCCAAUGUUAAGAAAUUUACUAAUGAUAAUUUGGUAUUCAGAUUUAAACCAGCUAAUUCUUUAAACAUGUCAAUUUGGCUGCAAAUAUUAUGUUUUGUAAAUAAUGUUUCUGUUGAUCAGCAAGAAAUUCAUCAGUUACUUCAAUCUUUUAAUGGAGAUGCUCGGAAAGUAACACAUCAAUUACAAUAUUGGGCUCUUAGCAAAGGAAAUUCCAAAAACACUUUAAGAAACAAAAAAAAUAACAUUAAUAGUUCAAUAUCAAGUAUUGACACUGUGGAAAAUUUGCCACUUCCAAAUAAAAAAGUUGAUAUACAUAAAUCAAAUAAUUUGUUAUGCGCAUGCACUAAUGAGUUUUAUCAGACUGAUUGCCAUAUGUAUACUUAUGAAAAUUUAUGGUAUUACAUGUCUUUAAGCAAGUAUUUAAUCAAAUCACAGUCAAAUGAAUUUGCACAAACAAAUGGAAAUGGGAACAUAGAUGAUAAAGGGUAUAGAUAUUUAAUAAAUAUAUUGGAUACUACAUUACAUAUUGGAGCAUUUUCAAAUAUUAUAUCUACGUUGCAAAUGAAAGAUAGUCCAAUACAUCCCUCUACAAAAAAUUUUAAAAAUUAUUUUUUAAGUAAUGUAUAUUUUAAUUCAGAGUUGGAUCCACAUAAAGAUGAUGGUUGCGAAAUCCAUUAUAAAAGAGUGCAUGGUGAUAUAGCUGAGAAGAACAAAAUUUUAGAGCAAGCUGCUUGUGAACGUGUUUCCGGAUUAAAAAAGAACUUUGCUCUAGAUUAUGGACCAACCUUAAGAGCUAUUUGCAGAACAGAAAAGCUUCGAAUGGAAACAAAUCUUAAGCGUAUGACAGCUAACAGAUUUUACCAUUACUUUAGAACUAUUGAUGUAGAUUUGAAAACUAAUGUACUUAAUUCUUUAUGUGAUUGUUUAUGCUAG